CGGACUGCAGUUAAAAAAACUGAAGCGAGAGGGAGGCUGCACAUUUUUGAAAGCCAACCAACUAUGACAAGUAUAUGACACACUCCAUCAUUUUUCUGUUGCUGAACUUGACAUUGUUAGUGAGCUGAGUUUUCCAUAUCCUCAAGCAAAGUUUUUUAAAGCUGAUUUUUCUGUAAUCCUAAUCAUAUCUUUUUUCUUUGGUGUGUUUUGCACACAUCUACUGAGAUGAGUCUUCUGACAGCUGCCCUACUAUUUUCUUUACUUGAUUCCAUUUCCUGUGUUCAGUUCGUUGCACCCCUGAACAUGAGAGGAGUCACAGGAUAUGUGCAGUUUAACUCCACCUCCCAGACAGCCGUUGUCCAAGUGUCUGGCACUGGAUCUUGCGGUUCACUUAACAUUUCCCUCAGCAAGUUUCCCGUAAUGUACGGCCAUUAUGCUCAGCCCUGUUCUGAAGCUAAUAUCGGCUCAAGCAUUUUCACCUUCACAGCUAAUCCAGCCUCAAACCUCACCAUCAACGUGUCACGACUCUUUGAACAAAGCUCAAACUUGGAUGACUUCUCGCUCACUUUGCAGACAUGUAACGGCACUAAAGUAUGCACAGUUAUAAGUCAAGGUCAAACACUCAUAACUCGUCAGGCCAGGUUCACCGGCCCCAUCGCUGGUAACGUGUACAUCCGCCUCAACAAUGGGCAGACCAACCCUCGAAUUCUGGCAGACCUAGUUACAAUCGGUCAGGUCAAUGCUUCACAAACCAACAUCACCCUAUUUGGAUCCACAAGCACAGCUGCAAGCUGUAAUGUUCUUCUGGGAAGCUUAGAUCCCUCGGCUUUGAUAAAUCUUGGUGUUGUACAAGUAGGAACCCCUUCACAGCCUGAGAAAUCUCGUCUUGACCUGACCAGCUUCAACAUGAACAAUGGCUUUCUUCUUAUUCAUAUGGAAUCAAGUUACAAGUGUGCUCAGAUUUACUUUGUACCAGAGAAACAGGUGAGCGCUGUUAUGAAUAUGAGAGGGAUCAAGGGAUACUUCAGCUUCCGUCAGGCUUCCCCGUUUGAUGUGACAGAGUUGAGGGUAAACCUAACUAAUUUAGAGAACAGAGUUGGCCCUUUCCAUGUCCACAAUUUUCCCCUCCCCUCAGUCAGGUCUCCUCCAUCAAGCAUGUGUUCAAAUGAUAAUGUGGGUGGCCACUGGAAUCCAUUUGGUGUCGACACGAGUGACCCAACAUACCCAACAAUGCCUGGUUCUACACACGACACAUAUGAAACUGGUGACCUCAGUGGCAAACAUAUGUCUCUUGCAGGUCAAAACGAGGUGAACAUGGUGUUCAAGGACUUCAACCUGCCUCUUUUUGGACAGAACAGCAUUGUAGGCCGCUCUGUUGUAAUUCACAAAACGGAUGGUGCCAGGUUUGUUUGUGCCAGCAUAGGCUAUCCUGGUGAAGUGAUCGCGGCCAGAGCUAUAUUUCAGAGCCCUGUAGUUGGUGAGAUCUGGUUCACCCAGCUGAAAGACAACCCUCUGUCUGACGUAUCUAUUUUCAUGGACUUAUCAUAUGGAAAUCCCACAAUGACACCAACCAAAAACCACAACUGGCAUGUUCACAAAUAUCCCAUCAGCUCAGAGAGGGAUGAUGAUGAAAGGCGCUGCAGCACAACAGGAGGACACUGGAACCCCUUUAAUAUUAGCACAGAAGAUAGCAGCUAUGCCCUGCACUGUGGUCCAUCCAGUCCCUUAUCCUGUGAGGUGGGAGACCUCGCUAGUAAACACAGCACCAUCAACCUUAGCCCAAGAGUGGGCGGAGUGGAGGCAAAAAACUUCUUCACUGAUGUCACUUCCUGGUUGCAAGGGUCAGGAAUUAUUGGCCUUUCUGUGGUCAUCCAUCAAGCAGAAAGAGGAGGUCCGAGGAUUGCUUGCGCCAAUGUCACAAUGGCGCGGGUCCCCAAAGCUAGCUUAGGUAGCUGGUUUGGCCCAGAGAUGUCCAAUGGCCAGGUGCAAUUUUCCCAGGCUGUCCCACAAGGCCCCACAACUAUAAAUGUCUCCCUGAUGAAUCUGAACUCCUUAGCUGGAGGUUACCACAUUCACAUUCUGCCCCUCAAACCUGGUAGCGUAGAGCCCUGCUCCAAUGCCAACAUCCUGGGCCACUUCAACCCCUUAGCCUGGAACACAUCAAACAGUCCCAUGCCUGGAACUGGCACAGUGGACCAGUAUGAGAUAGGGGAUAUCAGCGGGAAGUUUGGAAUGCUGAAUAACCUCAACCAAUUGCAGGCUGUAUACAUGGACCCUAACAUGCCAUUAACUGGACCCUACAGCAUAGUGGGAAGGUCACUGGUGGUUCACUACUCCAAUGGAUCAAGAAUGCGGUGCGCUGACGUCUUAGCUGACAGAGAUACAGAUGGACAAUGGACAAUUGCCAAGGCUGUUUUCAAUGGUACAGUGACUGGGACAGUCAAUCUGCGGCAGCAGAUGUUUCCUGAUGGGAGUAGCAGUGAUAUCACACUGGAGAUUGACCUUCAGUCAUCAACAAGGCAAAAUGCAACUGUGAUAUCCUUGUUCAUCAACCAAAUGGGCGCCAACAGCAGUCAGUGCAACAGUGUGGGAGGCACAUUCAAUCCCUUCAACAUGACAUCAAUGAGCUCCAGCUGUUCACUAGAAACCCCUCUGAGCUGUGUGGUGGGAGAGGUAUCGACAAGACAAGGUCCAGUCAGCCUGACUCAGAGACAGGUCUACACUGACAGCAUCAUCCAGCUCUCUGGAGACAACACAGUGGUCCACAGAUCACUAGUGCUGAAGAAUGGAGACAGCAUCAUCGCAUGUGCUGACAUCCUCCCACAAUCCCCUUCAGCAGAGCAGACCUUUCCCAAUGUGGCUAACUUCAGCAGAUAUGACUUCCGUAGCAGAGUUGCAAGCGUCCUUCAGUUGGAAACAGCAAGAGUCACCAUCCUGCCCAACUCUCCCCGCUCUGUAGCUGAUGGGAAAUGCCAACAAGUCAACUUUAUGGUAUCUGGGGAUGUGAACAAUGAGCUUCUGACGUCUGUCAAAACCAGCGAGAAGAUGGGCGUGUUCCAAUACUCUGACACAUGUACAAGAAGUGGAGGUCUGCAGCUGGUACCAGGAAGUCUCCUUCUGGGCUUGACGUUUGCUGUCGCCUUUCUGCUGCCAUCUACUGCUUAUUUAUAGCUCAGAGGCUCAGCCUGCAUCAUCAGUGGAGAUACAUGGAACCUCAUAUUGUCAAACUGUGAAUAUGUUCAUGAAAUGUAGCCCACCAGGUGAUAUGAUGAUCAUCCUAUUAAUUAUCAGGCAAAUAAUAACUUCCUCCUACAAGGUUCUUUUUUUUUUGUCAACCAAUGACAGUUGCUAUGUUACAUUUUACUUUUUAUAAUAAUCAUUUUUAGGCAACAAGCUAAUUGCUCAGCUUAGCCUUUAUAGAAGUUCAUUUUUCUGCAACAGAUAUUGCUAAUAUUUUAUUAAUUUGGACUGUUAAGCGGGUUGGUGAAGUAAAUGCUAUAUAUUUUCAGAUAUCCAGACUGUUUUCUUCAUGUAUGCAUUAUUCAUAUUCAUUCAUUCAUAUGUUCAUGUCAAAACUUUGUGUAAAUAUCUGGAAAAU
This is a messenger RNA of Scatophagus argus, 3598 nucleotides long. RefSeq names its product Copper-only SOD repeat protein (gene cusr). Bases 226 to 3171 code for a protein of 981 amino acids. The record is from RefSeq and is a predicted model, not a curated record. The transcript has 10 exons. NCBI's taxonomy places the organism in Eukaryota, Metazoa, Chordata, Actinopteri, Scatophagidae. Gene Ontology annotation, biological process: superoxide metabolic process. Gene Ontology annotation, molecular function: metal ion binding.